Molecule: messenger RNA, 402 nt
Organism: Fraxinus pennsylvanica
Lineage: Eukaryota; Viridiplantae; Streptophyta; Magnoliopsida; Lamiales; Oleaceae
Source: the annotation of a GenBank genome assembly
AUGGCACCCAAAAUUCAUACCUUUGAGGAGGUAGCAAGUCACAACAAGAAAGAUGAUUGCUGGCUUAUCAUCUCUGGCAAGGUCUAUGAUGUGACGCCAUUUCUCGAAGAACAUCCUGGGGGUGAUGAAGUGCUGCUAACAUCAACUGAGAAAGAUGCUACAAAUGAUUUUGAAGAUGUUGGCCACAGCGAUGACGCAAAAGUGACAAUGCAGAAAUUCUACAUUGGCGAGAUUGAUGAAUCAACUCUUCCAUCAAAGCAGAAAUACACUCCUCCAAGUGCAACUUCAACUGCAACUGCAAACCAGGACUCGGGGAGUUCAUCGAAGAUACUGCUAUUUGUCCUGCCCUUAUUGAUAUUGGGAUUAGCAUUUGUUCUUCGUCUCUAUUCGAAAAAGGAAUAG